AAACACACAAACCCCACUUUCCAUAUUUUUAUAUUCCCUUUUUGUCCUUCUCUUCUCUCAAGUUCUCUCUUUACACACACACACACAUAAAAUAGCACAAAUAUCAAAUUGGGUUCUUCAACACAUUUCUUCCACUAGGGGAUUUUGGGUAACUGCCCAUAUUUCCCACUUCACACUCUCCUCCUCUCAGGUUUCUUCAAUCUCACUUUCAAUAAACUGAGAAUAAGUGAGUUUGAUUUAUAAAGAUAGUUUUUUUUUAUUUUUAAGAUUAGGGUUUUGUGAUUAGGGUUUUUGGGUAUAACUGCAAAGUUGUAAAUGUCACUUUUUUUUUGUUAAUGACUCUGUCAAUAUUGUUAUUUGCUGCAAUUGGUUUAAAUGUUGAAUCUUUGAUUAUUUUUGUUGAAAAAUUGGGGUUUGGAUUGUUCUAGGGUCUGGGUGUUCUAAUAUGAUCAAGCAGAUACUUGGUAAAAUACCGCGGAAGCCUUCAAAAUCAUCGCAUAGUGAUUCGAACGGUAAUGGAGGGUUGGUCAAUGGUGGUUCUGGUUCAUCAUUGAAUUCAUCUUAUGGUAGUUCCAAUGGUACUUUGAAAUCUAAUUCAGCUUCUUCUUCAAAAUCUUUAAGUUCUGGUUCGGGUGAGUUGUAUUCUGGGAAUGGGAGUUCUGCACCGCUGUCAGCAAAUUCGAGUAAAACAAACCAAGCUAAGAAGUCAGCUCCUGUGAUUGGAUCCCAAGUUAGUUUGAUAAUGGCUCAUGGUAAUGGUGUUUACGAGGCUUUGCCGGGUUUUCGAGAUGUUUCUAGCUCAGAAAAGCCUAAUCUUUUUAUAAGGAAGUUAAAUAUGUGUUGUGUUGUAUUUGAUUUUAAUGAUCCUGCCAAGCAUCUUAAAGAGAAGGAUAUCAAGAGGCAAACAUUGCUUGAGCUUGUUGAUUAUAUUUCAUCUGUUAAUUCAAAGUUCAAUGAAGCGACGAUGCAGGAGAUCACCAAGAUGGUGGCGGCAAAUUUAUUUCGAACUCUACCAUGUUCGAAUCAUGAUGGUAAGUUUGCAGAAGCAUAUGAUCCUGAGGAAGAGGAGCCUGCGUUGGAACCUGCGUGGAGUCAUCUGCAGAUUGUGUAUGAAGUUCUCUACAGGUUUGUGUCUUCAUCAGAGACGGAUGCAAAGCUUGCUAAACGAUACAUUGAUCAUUCAUUUGUAUUGAGACUGCUCGACCUCUUUGACUCUGAGGACCAAAGAGAAAGGGAAUAUUUGAAGACUAUUCUCCACCGUAUUUAUGGGAAGUUCAUGGUACAUCGGCCGUACAUUAGAAAAGCUAUCAAUAACAUCUUUUAUCAGUUCAUAUUUGAGACAGAAAAACACAAUGGAAUUGCAGAAUUGCUGGAGAUUUUGGGCAGUAUAAUUAAUGGAUUUGCUUUGCCUUUAAAGGAAGAGCAUAAGCUGUUCCUUACCCGUGCAUUGAUCCCACUUCACAAGCCGAAGUGUGUCUCAAUGUAUCAUCAACAACUUUCGUACUGCAUUACGCAGUUUGUUGAGAAAGAUGUCCGGUUAGCUGAUACUGUGAUUAGAGGCCUUUUGAAAUACUGGCCUGUAACUAAUAGUGGAAAGGAGGUAAUGUUCCUUGGUGAACUAGAAGAAGUUUUAGAAGCCACUCAAGUAUUUGAAUUUCAGAAAUGUGCAGUGGGAUUGUUUCGUCAAAUUGCUAGAUGCCUCACCAGCCUACACUUUCAGGUAGCUGAAAGGGCACUGUUUCUUUGGAACAACGAUCAUAUUAGAAAUUUGAUAAUUCAAAAUUGCAAAGUAAUACUACCUAUAAUCUUCCCUGCAUUGGAGAAAAACGCACGAGGUCACUGGAACCUAGCUGUUCAGAGUUUGACUCUGAAUGUGAGGAAAAUAUUCUCGGAGGCUGAUCAGACACUUUUUGAUGAAUGCAUGAUCAAAUUCCAGGAAGAUGAAAGCAAGGAACGAGAGAAGCAAGAGAAGCGGGAGUCCUCGUGGAAGAAAUUGGAAGAUGUGGCUAUUGCAUCUGCAUCUAUAAGCAAUGAAGCAGUUCUUGCCUCAAGGUUCGCUUCCUCCCUCGCUGUUGCUACGGUACAAAGCAACUAUUAAUUAUAGGUUAUUGAAAGCCAUUAGGAAUUCAAAUUGUUAAAUCUACCUCAUGACUAAGAACUGAAUGAAUGCUUCUAGUUGGAGGUAUCUUAUUUAACAAUGAAGAUACUGUAAGAAAUUAAGAUUAUGUGGGAUUUUGUGGACAAUAUGGUUAGCUGCUAGUGGUUUUAUUUCUGGGCUUUCGUGAGAUGUUUAAGUGCUAUAAGGGAUGUAUGUAAUUUAUAAUUUGUCAGUGCUUUUUUUAUCUUUCUAUACAUUUCGUUUGUGCUAUCCA
Trifolium pratense (red clover) is the source of this 2372-nucleotide messenger RNA. Its product is annotated as serine/threonine protein phosphatase 2A 59 kDa regulatory subunit B' gamma isoform-like. Gene Ontology annotation, cellular component: protein phosphatase type 2A complex. Bases 446 to 2098 code for a protein of 550 amino acids. The record is from RefSeq and is a predicted model, not a curated record. Gene Ontology annotation, molecular function: protein phosphatase regulator activity. NCBI's taxonomy places the organism in Eukaryota, Viridiplantae, Streptophyta, Magnoliopsida, Fabales, Fabaceae. The transcript has 3 exons. Gene Ontology annotation, biological process: signal transduction.